AUGAGAAGACAUGUUCCCUUCACUGAUGAGGGCAGAGUUCUCCGCGCUUGCUCGGAUCACGGCGAGCAGCCAGUUGAACGGAGAUUUUGUACCGAUCACAGAUCAUUUAAUAAUAUAAAAACAAAAAAAAAACGGCGUCUUGUGUACUCUGAGUGGAUAAACAAUAAACAUCAGGAAUGGUCAGCCGAGGAAUCCCGGCACAAGGUGGUCCGAGCGACUCAAGAUAAAGAGAAAAGUAUCCCACCGGUGCCAAUUAAAACCUAUCAAUGGGAAGAUUUGCGGAGAGCUCGUGAAGUGGGAGCAUAUCCUUGGACCCACCUGCUGAAAACACCUCUGGAGGGAGAAAUCACGGCGGAGGACAUCAUCAGAGAGACCACACCGAGAAGAAGCAUGUCUCGCGAAGUUUCAAAGUCAAGGACACAUUCUCCUGUUGACAGAGAUGUCCAGCGCAUCCUUAACCUGGACUCCUCUCCAGGAAGCAGCAGGAAACAUGGCGAAGAAGGAGAAGAUGAGGGAGUACAUAUACCAAAUUUUUCAAAAGAAGUGUCUUUGGAUUCAGAGGAAGAUAACAUCAACCAGGCAGUGAAAGCAUACAUGGUUAAGAGCCCUGACAACCAACCGAGUACAACGCAAACACAUUUAGCAACACCGAUAGAAAUGCCUAAAAACGUUUCUCCUAAAGGUAUUUUAAAACGUCGAGUGCCGGAACAACAAUACAGCAUAGGAGUGACAGAGGUACGGGAAAAAACAAAAUGUUGUCAUCCAUUAGUAAACAAAAUAAAACAUUUGGCCGACAAGACAUUACAUAAGUUAGAAAAGAUGGAUAGUGAAAAGUCACCAGUAGCUAAGCGAAAGAAAAAUCAAGAAGAUGGUCAAGAAAUAAGACAGCUUAGGUCUUCUCCGGGUGCAGUAAGAAGACAAAAAUUCAGUGCGAUUAAGUUAGGAGAUUCUGAUGAAAUGAGUAAGACUAUGAGUGUCGAUACACCUCCUCCUAGAAAAAAGAAAGAACAUAUUUACGAAGAUAUUGAGGAAUCAAAACACGCAGAGCCUGAAAAAUCUCUUCAGUUUUCUCCAAAUGUAGAAGAACGCAACUUUGACAGAGAAGAUGAUGGCAAAAGUAACAAGGAGAAUGAAAGCAUAUCUGAGAAAAAGUCAGUGUCUUCCUAUGAUCCGAGCUUAGUGGCAGACGAUACAACAUCACUGAAACCUGAGGAGCAUAUAAUGGAGAAAUUACACAAAAAAGAUAAUACCAACAACGAGGCAGUGUUAUUAGACGAGGAAAUGGACCCAGAAGAGCCAAAUGUAGAUGAAAUAUUUCAGAACCAGUUAGAGGAAACUAGACCUAAAAAUGACUCGCCAAAUAUAACAAUCACCGAAAUAAUUGAUGAAGAUAUAGAAGUAACCAUCGAACAAACCAACACCAUCCCAAUAGAGUCCUCACCCAGUCCCAGCCCACUGGGAAACAAGGAGAACAGAAAUGACGUCGUCUUUGAAAGAGAAUGGUCUAAACCCAGCAGUGAUCACGAAUAUGAAAUCAUCGAGAAACCCAAUAUGGUAUAUACCGCACCUAGCGUAGAUGAAAAACCGGCGUUGGUUAAAACUGAUGACGAGCUGUCAAGCACAACGUCUUUAGAACGGAAAUAUUUACAGCAUGCGUCUGAUGAGGAAGAGCAACCCGAAGAAAAAGAAAACAUACAUGAUAUCAGAAACGACGAAAUCCUUAGUGCUGAGGCACUGCAAAAAGAUAUUGAGGAUCGUUAUUUCGUAAAUACACCAUCAACAGUAUCAAGAACCGAAUGCGAAGUGAGCACGAGUCAAGUGGAUUCAUCUGCAUUGGAAAAUUUGCCUCUCAAACGUGACAGCCGAUCGAAAAAUAACGAAACUACUGAAAGCAAAAUUCAACAACGAAUCAAAGAAGGAACUGGAAAAUUAAAAUCACAAGCAGAUAAACUGAAAACUAAAUUGCAAAGCAUAAAAUCAAAACAAUUUUCAAUGCCGGAGAAAGCAAGAAUUAAUUUUCCAGAUCGGCCGAAAUUCAAAAUGCCAGAGCGCCCUAAAAUAUCACUCCCAGAUAGACCAAAAUUCACUCUUCCAGACAGAAGGAAGUUUAGUCUUCCAGAUCGACCGAAAUUCAAGAAAAUUAAUAUAUCUGAAAAAUUAACAAUCAAAGACCGAAAAAAGUUUACUUUGCCAGAUAGACCUAAAUUUAAUGUUCCUGAUCUUCCUAAGUUCAAGAUGCCAGAGAGACCAAAAAUUAAUUUUCCCAGCUUAGGUCGAAAAAAGGAAUACAAGGUAGAUACUGAUACAACUGAAUUAAGUAGUAACUCACAAAAUGUAGCCACUGUAGAUUUUGAAGCGAAAACUUUCCCAAGAUUAUUUAACCGAAAAAAGAAAGCCGAAAUUCAAAAAACCUCAUCAUCACCUACAUUGAACAGAGAUGACACUCCACCUCCAACAUUCACAUUUACACGAAUGAAGAAAUCUAAAGAGGAGCCUUCUUCUUAUAUUCCUGAUAGUCCAGAGCAACCACGAGAAUAUGGUAACAUUGACCACGAUGACGAAAACCUAGCCAGUGAAGUUCAACCGAGGAAGCAAUUUGAAACAACAUACGAUUUCGAUAAAAUGGACACAGAAUACCUAGAUGAGGAGCCUGAGCCUUCAGAUUUCAACGAAAAUCGUAACAUUUCAUCAUCAUCCAUACCGAACAUUUCACCGUCUAACCAAGAAUACAGCCAUGUUAUAAACGAAAUUGAUAACGACGAAUUUUUUGUACGACCGAGAGGAAUUUCUCGCGAAAAUAUUCAGGUAAGAGAAUACUUGAGCGAUGAAAUACGACAAGCUUUUAAAAUCCCGAAGAAUGUCCUCGCAAUGAUGGGGAGCAAUACCGGGGUGAACAACGAACAUGAACACGUGUACGACAAUGAGCCGGAGGCCGAUCCAGAGCUUAUGGUGGAUGAAAACGACCAGAUGAGAUAUUCAACGGAAGAUUUGAACGAUAAAGAUGACGGUUACUAUACAUUCCCGCCAGUGAGGCCGUCCCGAGCUAAAAGAAAGAAAAAGGAGACCGAAUCCAUAAAGUACAUAGAUGACAGUGUUAACGCCAGCAUCCAGUUUAGUGAAGUGGAUUUAGGGUUGACUGAAGAUCAGCAUGACGACCAGAUGUUUUCUCACGAAGUUGAUGACCACAGGAUCGAAGAGGACACGUUGGACAGGAUGGUGUUCCCUCCACCAGCAGAUUUGCAUUCAAUUCAUGAAUACGCGAACGAUGACGUCAUCGAGUACCCUGAGAAUGUGCCUAUACAGUCUCAGACGCUGCCAAUGCCUCCGAGGAGGAAAAAGAAGUUUGGGAAAAAGGACAUGAAGCACUCGUCCUUCAACGAUUUCAGUGAAAUACCGCCCUCGGAGCUAUGGGAGGAACCUCACGACCGGACAGACGAUAUUAUCGUGUACCGCACGGAACACGAGUACAUCGUGCCUCCGUCUGAGACGGUGGCCACGCAGCGCAGCCCCGUGCCGCCGCGCCGCAACCGCUCCAGGAGCUCCCGCAGCUCUUUCUGCGACGACGACCGCACCUCGCACGGCGCCGAGUCUCUCACCCUCGACACCCACAUCCCACACAUAGAAGAAAUCGAAGCGGAGCGCGAAAUACGCCAAGAAAGCCCCGGAUACGCCACCGUAGACAAAGGACCUAACGCUCCCAGCAAGGGCAUCCGCAGAUCACUCAGCAAAACACCACCUGCCCGUCGCCGCAAGAGCAACAGCUCGGAACGUAAAUACUACACCGUCGGCUCUACCAAGAGCAUCCCUGACCGACCCCCAAGAAAGAAGUCUUCAACGAGUCUAAUGACCCUAGACAGCUUUUCAAAACGCUCAAUCAGUGGCGAUUUCACGCAAUAUGUAGAAAUCGACGAACCUCAAGUUGAAGAGGUACACAAGGAUUUGAAAUCAGGCGAAGUACUGAGCAAAAUGAAAGACAGGCCUUUGCCACCACCUCCGCGACCACCUAGAGGCCCUAGAAGAAAAAAAAGGAGUAAGGACAAUACUGAAGAUGAUAUAGCAGCUGCGCAAUCUGUGUCUACGACAGAAUUAUCAUCUAUGCCCUUAGAAGAAAGUAGGCCCGAAGACGUAGUCGAGAUAGAGGUUUCAACACAAACAGACCCUCUUCCAGAUGAUGUGGAUUAUGAACUUGGUAUGGAUGAAAAUUUAGAUAUCUCGAUGUCUAGUUCUCUUCGUGAUAUUGUCGACGAGGAAUCAAUCUUGGGUAAAAGCCACAGUAAAAUAGUAGAAAGUCCUCGCUUUUCACGCCCAACUUCUCGUUCAGAGAAAUCUUUUAAAUUUUCAGACCCUAAACUAUCAGAACUGGCCAAAGCAAAUAUUGGCCGUACAUCGCCAACUGUAAUAUUAGUGGAAAGACGCGUGUCAAGUCCAACUCGAAUUAACGAACGGGAAGAAAUGCUUACUGAAGCGUCGCUAACCGUACAACACAUAGAUAUUGAUGAAACUCAGAUUCCAGAUGUACCACCGCUACCAAGGUCAAGAGGUGUUACAAGCCCCGUUCAAAAAUCUAAAACCAUGUCUCCUCCGAACGAUGAACGUGCUUUAGAAAGAGUAACUGAUACAAGCAGGGACAUUCAAUUGGAUAACUUGGUGACACAGCGACUGCAGGUCAGAGAUCUAGAUGUAGGACGACUGAAUGUAUCAGAGCUGCAAGCAAGUAAGAUUUUGGUGUCAGACAUAGAGGGAAUGACUUUACAAGUAACCGAACUGGACUCGAAAUCUGGGCAUAUAUCGGUGAGUGGUAUUGAGUUUUCACAAUCGGUUAUAGACGAGAUCGUAAAGAAGUUUGCUGAAAUAACAACGUCCCAAGCACCGCCCCCUGCGCCUCCUGUACCUCCUCCGCCAGUUGAACACGUAGAAUGUCCAAGACCCGUCAGCAGGGAGGAGGAAACUCAAACAGACGCUCCUCCAGAAGUGCCACCGGGACCCAAAGUGGAAGAGAAGCGUGUCGCAGAAGAAGAUCAAGCACAGGGACCACCUCCCCCUCCCCGACCUAUCAUUGAGGAAAUCUCAACACCUCCUCAAAGACCUCCUCCCCCUGACCUGACUCCACUACUAUACUCUUACCUACAGGAUAUCAAUAUCACGCCUGGAACUUUCUACCCUCCCCGGCAAUUCCGAGAGCGGCCGAUGAGCGAGCACCACGACUCCCAGCAUCAAUCCCCUCCUCCUCCUACCCGACGAGCUAAGAGAAAGCCUGCUGCUCCCCAUUCUGAGUCAAGUUCCGACGACGGAAAGCCGCGUCCUUCACCUAGACGGAUGCCCCCUCCUGUUAGGGCUCACGAGCCAACUAUAACCGAAGCAGGUGCUCAGUUCUUCCGAGUUUGUCAAACCUCUAUCAGUAGGACAAUCCGCAACAUGUUCAACUCUUUGAUGACGUACAUCAGUGGCACCGAGGACAAGAAGGACGUCCAGAUGGCUCUGGUUAUCUUCUUGGUGCUGAUCGCGGGACUGAUCAUGUUUGGCCUCAGCGACAGCAGGACGAUCCACCAUCACCACUGGGAGUUCUUUAACCCACCUGACGGAAAACCAUGAUUUUACAAGACAUUGGCUCACUGUACAGAAUUAUUUUAUUGUUAGAAUCUUAGCUUAUAAUAAUGUAAGUAAGUACAGUGGGCCACAGUUCCUGCUACCCAUUUCCGUUUUUUCUCUCGUUCUCAUCAAAUGGCAAUUCUUUGCGAUAGAACGAGACAACAUGACCGGAAAAGGUUGCUGGAACUGUGGCCCAUAGUACAUACAAAUUAUAAUCCCAUAGCUCUGGAUCAAAAUUAAAUUGUCAUGCAAAUUGUUUUAUCAAAGAUUGUACCGCACUUUUUCACACAAUGAUCUUACCUAAAUCUAAAGUUUGUAUAGAAAAAUAAUAAAGUGUUUAUUAAAAUAACUGUAAGGUAAUUCGACACUUUGGGAAAAAUGCAUUUUUGCAAACCAGACUUUCCACUACAGUUUAUAAAGUUGUCAAUAAACUUGAUUUAUUGUGUAAUGCAUUAAAUAAAUAAUAUUUAAUUAUUGUAAAUAAGGAUAAUGUAAGCUAUAUUUUUUUUCGUCAAUGAAGACACGUUGUACUUUGUGAACUAUCUUAGGCCACCGAUCACAUUUUCAAAUCGUAUUAAUGAGUAAAUUACAAUAAAAAUAACUCCCAAAUUUCUCUCUAUUAUCAAUCAGUUUUACUUAUUUUGGAGAAUGGCGCGUAAGAAAUCUUAUUUUUCAUUUGAAUAACAUUCAACAGGCAACACCUACUCGUACUUUUCUAACUCGUAAAUUGUUUAUACCUACUACUUAUUAAAAAAUACAGUCGAAUGUCAUACAGUCGAAUGUCAGACAAAAAUACAGUCAUCCUUUAUUUGAAGUCGGUUAAAAUACAAAACAGCCGAAUUUCAUAUUUUAGUUACGUCCAGAUUAAAAUUUAAUUACAAUUUAAUUUAUUCCAUGUAAAGUUAUAUUUGAAAUUAAAACUCUUCGAACUUUUUCUAACUAUCAGCCAUUCUCCUUCAAGCCAAUGUUUUGGUCAAAUAAAUUAAUGUUAAAUGUGAUAAUUUAUAGAAAUUAUUUAUUGUUUUAUUACCAAACUAAUUUAUUGUUUCAAAUGUUGCCGAUAGACUGCAGAAACCUCUCGGGAUGGUGUUUAAAUAUAUCGAAAUGUUAUUUAGUUGUAUGUCCUUUCUUUGUUAAAUUAACCGCACUGUUGCAAUAAAUGUAGUGUGUCGGCUGGUGUUAUGCAUUUUAUUAAUGUUUUCUUGUGUAAUUGUAAUAUAAAAUAAAAUUGUAUAAAAUG
Messenger RNA from Ostrinia nubilalis (European corn borer), 6829 nucleotides. RefSeq names its product titin. The transcript is spliced from 5 exons. The record is from RefSeq and is a predicted model, not a curated record. Bases 1 to 5592 code for a protein of 1863 amino acids. NCBI's taxonomy places the organism in Eukaryota, Metazoa, Arthropoda, Insecta, Lepidoptera, Crambidae.